GGCAACUCCUUGCCCAUACCCCCUUUACUUGCCAAGCGCGCCCCAGAGCGCGCGGGGGGAAGAGCGCAUACGACGCCCAAUGAACGCCUUUAUGGUCUGGGCAAAAACGGAGAGGAAGAAAUUGGCUGCGGAAAACCCCGAAGUUCACAAUGCUGAUCUCAGUAAAAUGCUGGGUCAGAAAUGGCGAUCUCUAAGUCCAUCACAAAAGAAAUACUACAACGAACAAGCUGACAAAUUACGGGAGCUACACAUGAAAAAAUAUCCAAACUACAAGUAUCGUCCGCGCCGGAAAAAGACCAAGUUCAGGGGUUCUCUAGACGAUCUGUCUUUGUCUAAUAUACAUGUAAGCAAACAAGUGGAAAUUGAAUGUGUGUCAAAAUCUACCAACUUAACGCCACCUGCAAGUCCUGAAGUGUCACAAAGAGACGCACCGCCCUUUUUGAUUUCUCAAAUCAACUAUGCUGCAGAGCAAGUGGGGUCCGGAUUUGACCACACAAGCAUACAACCAUCCACGAUUUGUCUUGGGUUUCCGGACACUCCGCCCUAUCAGAACAAUUUUCAAGGCUUUGUCUUCCCUAUGGGGUCUCAAGACGCUCAGGCAGAAGUUCGCAUGUACUCAGACGAACAAUGUUUGACCUACUGGUCAGAAGCUGGAACUGUGUUGUCGGGGGUUCAGGAAACCGAGCCAAAAACCCAGCCUCCUCAGCUAAACGACUACGUAUUAUCAUCUCAAGAGCUAAGGGACGUGUCCGAGAUUGACAGUACUGAGUUCGAUCAGUAUCUAAAGACGGACCAAAACAAAUGUAAGAAUGGCUGAAACUCACAAAACAAUGUAGACAAGUCCAUGAGGUCUUUGCUAGACAUUCAACUUCCUUUGCAAUGUGACAUUUUUCUUGUCUUUUUGUGCAAAUCUUCUGUUUGCCAGCUCUUAAAACUAGAGAUUACAAAAUAUUAAUAUUUGAAUCACGAUAAUUACAGAGUAUUAACUGCAUAAUAUCUAAUACAUCUCAUUAAUCAGGUUGAAGAAAUUGAUAAUUACUUCAAAUAAUGUUUAUUGCUUGAUACUGCUUUAUUGUCGCGUAAUAAAAGUUCACUUUUUCGGGUGUGGAAAUGCAUGCAGGAUUUUUUUUUCAUCUUGUAUUACACUUAUGAAGUUAACAAACGUGUUUUGAUCAUUUACUCAGUUGCAUCAUCAAAUAAAAUGCAUAUUUUUAAUAA
This is a messenger RNA of Saccostrea echinata, 1218 nucleotides long. RefSeq names its product transcription factor Sox-17-beta.1-like. Bases 80 to 817 code for a protein of 245 amino acids. Gene Ontology annotation, biological process: regulation of DNA-templated transcription; cell differentiation; anatomical structure morphogenesis. The transcript has 2 exons. Gene Ontology annotation, molecular function: DNA-binding transcription factor activity, RNA polymerase II-specific; RNA polymerase II cis-regulatory region sequence-specific DNA binding. Lineage: Eukaryota; Metazoa; Mollusca; Bivalvia; Ostreida; Ostreidae. The record is from RefSeq and is a predicted model, not a curated record.